AUGUCUACCUCAUCGACCACCAGAGGCUCCGAGAACCUGCGUCCGAACGAGUUGCGCUCUUCUGGUAGCAACCAGGGCCAGCGCCAGCGCCAUCCCGAGUUACAGCCACAAGCAAGCUUCCCCAACAAUCAUUCGGUUUUCCUCCGUCGAGACCCUGCUCAUGGUCACUUGAACCCUCCCACGCCUGCCUCAACCACCUGGGAUUUUGAGAGCCUGCGUCCAUACCAGCUGCAAGCAUUCGGUGCCAACCAGUUCCAGGCCCGUGGACGGUCCCAGACAGGCUACACUCACAGUGAUUCGGUUUUCCCUCGUCAAGGCCUUGCUCACAAUAGAGGUCUUCUCACGCCGCCCACGCCUCCUACCCCCAGCUGGACCAUUAAGGACAAAGCAAAUCAUCCCCCGGCCGAGCGCCAGGCAAUGGGAGCAAGCCAGCUCAACCUACAGCCGCUGUCGCAGUUUAACCUCUCGAGCAAUUAUCCUGCGUUUCCCCGUGCUGACAUGGGUCAUGACAUGCGCAUUCCCACGCCUACCACGCCUGUCUCGUUCAUAGGGGGCUCGGAAAGCCAACGUCCAGAACAUCACCGGGCAGUUGGUAUCAACCAACUCCAGCUGCAAUCCCCGCCCAACUUCAAGGGCCUUUUCAACCUCAGGGUCGACAUGCUGCGCGCCCUCAGCGAGGCCAUAGUCCAGUCACUAGGUCCUGGAACCUCGUUCAACACGAGCGACUGGUACACAGAGACAGCACCCCGUCCCACACCUCCUGUGACAGGCCAUAGAGUUCUCGCAACUUUCUUGCCAGCAAAAGUCACAGCAGCAAACGAGGCAAGGGUAGAACAACAGGCAGGCCCGGCAAACAAACAGCCAAACGACUGCUUCUGCCCACCAGCCCGUAGACCGUACUAUGGAUACCGCGAUUUCACGCCCUUUCCGACUAUCGUCAUCAUUACUGGCUCUAGUGGCGCGAGCUCACCCUCGGGACCCCCAGGCUCGGACGGCUCGAACCAGGAUUUCGUGCGCGACGCGCGCUCCUGGUUCGCAGCCUCUAAAGGCACCACUCGCAUCGUGCUGAUCCACACAUAUAAUGCAGAAGCGCACACGCUGACGAUUGAAAAAUGGCAACUUGCGAUGCCUCAAUUGAAUGUGCCCGCCAGGAAGACGGAGUGCUCCAUGAAAGCCCAGGAGCUACCGCCGUUGGGUAAGGUGCCUGUGGCGCUUCAGCAGCCUUAUUGUUCGCAGCGGAUGGUGCUGAGUGAUGAGGGGCUUGAGGGAGGCCCGCUGCAUAUGCAUUUCCAAGCGCUUAUGAGUAGGCCUCCUGUUUCACAGCAGGGGGAAAGGGACGUUGUGCUUAUUGGUUGGGACUUGCUGAAGGAUGUCGCGCGCAAGCUUUGA
This is a messenger RNA of Aspergillus mulundensis, 1389 nucleotides long. RefSeq lists its product as uncharacterized. The transcript has a single exon. The record is from RefSeq and is a predicted model, not a curated record. The coding region runs from base 1 to 1389 and encodes 462 amino acids. NCBI's taxonomy places the organism in Eukaryota, Fungi, Ascomycota, Eurotiomycetes, Eurotiales, Aspergillaceae.